AUGUGUGCAAUUUACGGAUUCAUAAACACUUGCCUGAAAUCUCUAGUCAUUGAGAAAUUUGGCGAAGACACAUGGGAAACACUAAGGACAAAGGCAGAGGUCCAGGAAUCAUUUAUGACUUAUGAGAUUUAUGAUGACACGCUGACCCUGCGCCUGGUGCAGGAGGCCUGUAGAAUGUUGGACGUUUCCUCCGAGGUGGUCCUCAAGCUGUUCGGCGAGUACUUCUUCAGCUUCUGCAAGAUGUCUGGCUAUGACACCAUGCUGCGUACCUUGGGGGGCAAUCUUGUGGACUUCAUUGAGAACCUGGAUGCCCUUCACAGCUACUUGGCCCUCUCCUAUGAGCAAAUGAAUGCCCCUUCUUUUCGGGUGGAGAAGACAGAAGAUGGAAAGAUGCUGUUGCAUUACUACUCAGAUCGAAGGGGACUGUAUCAUAUUGUUCCAGGCAUCAUAGAAGCAGUAGCCAAGGAUUUCUUCGACAGCCAGGUCCACAUGACCAUCCUCAACCAAUCAGAGGAGAAUGAGCACACUGGAAAGAAAGAGCAUGUAGUCUUCUUGGUUGUGCAGAUGACGAACAAAGCAAAGAAAAGGUCUCAGCUGGCUGGGAGUGACAACAGUGCUGACACUGAGGACAGGAAGCAAAGGGAUGAGAACUUUGUGAAGAUGAAGUCCAGGUAUGCCACCUUACCACCAUGUCCUGGAAGAAGGGCACCUUGGGAAAUUGUGAGGAGCAUUGUCAAGUUUGGGCAAGGCAACCUCAUGAACUCUUUCACCCCCUGCUACCCAAAGAAGCUGUGGAUCGAGGAGCAGACCUUCUGUAAUGCCUUUCCUUUCCACAUUGUCUUUGAUGACAAUCUCAAGGUGAAACAAACUGGGGUCAACAUCCAGAAAUUCGUCCCAGGACUGCAGACAAUGGACAUCAAGCUGGAUGAGUACUUCAGCAUCGUCCACCCUGAGGUCACCUUCAACAUUGAGAGCAUCAGGAAAUUCAUCAAUAGUCAGUUUGUGCUGAAGACCAGGAGGGAGAUGCUUCCAGAGUCCUCUCAGCAACAGUCAAUGCUCAAACUCCGAGGUCAAAUGGUGUGGAUGACUUCAUUGAACUGUAUGGUAUACCUGUGCUCACCAAAGCUGCGCAGCCUUCAGGAGCUGGAGAAACGAGGCCUACACAUCUCUGACAUUGCACCUCAUGACAUGACGCGUGACCUCAUCCUGCUCAACCAGCAGCGGCUGGCUGAGAUCGAGCUCUCCAACCAGCUGGAGCGCAAGAAGGAGGAGCUGCGGGUUCUCUCCCGUAACCUGGAGGUAGAGAAAAAGAAGACGGAGACUCUAUUGUACGCCAUGCUGCCCCGUCAUGUGGCCAACCAACUCAAGGAAGGCAAGAAGGUUGAAUCAGGUGAGUUCAAGGUGUGCACAAUUCUGUUCAGCGAUGUGGUGACCUUCACCAACAUCUGCGCAGCCUGUGAGCCCAUCCAGAUAGUCAACAUGCUCAACUCCAUGUACUCCAGGUUUGACCGACUGACCAACGUUCACGAUGUUUACAAGGUGGAAACCAUUGGAGAUGCUUACAUGGUGGUGGGAGGGGUUCCUGUUCCAACCAGCAGCCAUGCUGAGCGUGUGGCAAACUUUGCCUUGGGUAUGCGUAUCGCUGCCCGAGAAGUGACAAACCCCAUCACCGCAAACCCAAUCCAGAUCAGGGUGGGUCUCCACACUGGGCCGGUGUUGGCCGGAGUGGUUGGGGAGAAGAUGCCACGUUACUGCCUUUUUGGGGACACAGUCAACACAGCAUCCCGCAUGGAGAGUCACGGGGUCCCAGACCAUAUACACCUCAGCCCCACCACAUACAGAGAGCUUGAGAAUAAAGGCUUUGAAAUCACAGAGAGAGGGGAGAUCCAGGUCAAAGGAAAAGGCCUGAUGACCACAUACUUCCUCCUGCAGAAUCUCGGCCUUUCUGAGGACAGAAUUAUGGGCAGAGGAGCAGAAGAGCCAUAUGUGUACAGUGAUGGCCAGGAAGAGGUGACUGAGAAUAGACCAGGUACUCGGCAAUCAGCUGGUACAGGGACAGAAAAGGAUUUGGAGAAUGGAGGAAGUGAGGACUCAUCCCCCUCUUUGCAGGGUGACUUAAGCAAUGAUGCAUUUAGCUCUAGAUUCUGCCAACUGCUCUAAUUUAAGCUCCACUGCUGACGGUACUUAGUAGUGCCAGUCUCGUCCAGGAAUAUGUUGUUGCUCUUUAUAUUUGUCUCAUAGUUGUCAAAUAAGUGCAUUUCAGUUUGCUCCGGGGAGUCUUGCAAACAAGUACAAUUUUAUUUCCACCUUUCAGCUACCUAAUAAUAAUACUUCAGAUACUCACCGGUUAUGCCGAGAGAAAUUUAAAGGAGAGCAGGCAUAGAGGGAUGGUAGUGCAGGACGAGCCGUUAUCUUAUCGCUGGUAGCUUCCUCCAGCCGUCAUCUGGCCAGCCAAGGCUCCAGGUCCAGUCCUGUGGAUGGCCAUAUGGUGGAGAUGAGACACAUACUGUACCAGCCCACACCAAGGCAUGGAGAUGGCGGCCUCCAUGCGCUCCUGCCGGCAGCAGGGCUCGUGUUGCUGGCAGACAGCUGGCCCCUGCAGACUUGCCCGAAACAUAACCCCUGCUGCCCAGUUGAUUGAGGGAGCAACAAGCCGACACAUUUACUUGGUAAUCGCGCAAUGAGGUUUUAUAGAAUAAAUGGCAAAAUCCCUCAGCAGUUUAUUACGUUGAUUAGCUACCUUUUUACAUUUGAAUAUGACAAGGCAGGCAGAUAGUAAUUCAACAGUUAAAAAUAGUUUCCUACUGUGACAAAUUGACAUCUUGAUGUUCGUUUUCAGCAAAGAGCAGUUACUGUCAAGGUCGCUGCCCAUCUGGUCCUGCCCCAAAAGCUUUGUCCCCAUUUGGCCAGCAGUUUUCACUGGCUAACAUGUUCCCUCCUCUGUCUUCAUCCUAAGUCCCUCGUGUGUUUCCCUCCUCCAUGGAUUGCCGUAUAGAUCAAUGGGUUGAUCAUUCAGCCUCAGAAGCUGGACCAUUGGGCCUCUACUGUUUUUCGUUCAUAGUUUCCUCUGUUCGUUAAUCGUAUUCCACCUGUUUCAUGUUGUCCGGUGCCUUUUUGAUUAGUUAAUUUGGUUAUAGUCCUGCCCUUUGUUAAUCCUUGUUGUCUGUGUGUGUCCUUGUUGGCAGCAUGUGGCUCAGUGGGCUGUGCCUGUAAUCACAAGGUCGCCAGUUCAUGGUUUCUUUAGUUUGUUUUUAUUUUUCCUGUUUGCUUAUGACCCCUCAUGGUCCCUUUGUUUUGCACCGUUCCCUGGUGUCUUCAGUUUGUUUAAUAAUCCCCUUUGUUCUCAGAGCCGCUCCAUGGAUCCUCACCUUCUUCCACCUUCACCAUGCCCUGUCAUAACACUUACUGCUACUGUGUAAAAUUUAUAUUUUAAUGAUUGAAUACAUAUUAUUAUUGCCGUAUUUUGUUUAUUAAUGUAAAAUCACCAUUUAAAUAACUGUUUGAGUACAGUUGAGUACUGUUUGAAUAUCUGU
Messenger RNA from Paramormyrops kingsleyae, 3533 nucleotides. The record is from RefSeq and is a predicted model, not a curated record. NCBI's taxonomy places the organism in Eukaryota, Metazoa, Chordata, Actinopteri, Osteoglossiformes, Mormyridae.